Camellia sinensis is the source of this 2316-nucleotide messenger RNA. It is a transcript of the gene VAD1, whose product is annotated as GRAM domain family protein. Gene Ontology annotation, biological process: negative regulation of programmed cell death. NCBI's taxonomy places the organism in Eukaryota, Viridiplantae, Streptophyta, Magnoliopsida, Ericales, Theaceae. The record is from RefSeq and is a predicted model, not a curated record.
UGGCCAGUGAAACAGUGUUGACGGACUCCACUUCUGGCCUCUUCGAACCGACACUUCUUUCUCUCUCUCCUCCGUUGUCAAUUUCGGGCAACCCCAGCUACCAUUGCAUUGCGUUUCACGUUUCCUCCUCUCUACUCUCUCUCUCUCUACUCUCUCUCUACCAUUCAUACCCUAGAUCUCUCUCUCUCUCUCUCUCGCUCUCUAAUGGCAGUGGCAUCUGCGAACUCAGUGAAAACCGAGACCUCACAAUCAAUGGACUCAUCGCCUUCCGGACGAGUCUCCGACGCCGCCUCUGAGUCCUCAUCUUCCGCUGGACUCUCAUCAGCAACAGCCGCAGAUCCACCCAAUUCUUCACCCAACCCUCCCAGAGACCUUGAAUUUCAGCCUCAAGCGUCUCAGAGGAGUGAAGAGUAUCGACGACUGUUUCGUCUUCCACCUGAGGAAGUCCUUAUUCAAGAUUUUAAUUGUGCAUUGCAAGAGAAUUUUCUUCUUCAGGGUCAUAUGUACGUGUUUGGCCAUUAUAUUUGCUUUUAUUCUAAUCUCUUUGGAUUUGAGACAAAGAAAGUAAUCCCAUUUCAUGAAGUCACAUCUGUACGAAGAGCAAAGGCUGCAGGAAUAUUUCCAACUGCCAUAGAAGUUAUGGCUGGAGGAAAGAAGUACUUCUUUACAUCUUUUCUGUCCCGCGAUGAAGCUUUUAAGCUAAUGAAUGAUGGUUGGUCGCAACAUGGUAAUGUGGUUAAAGAAAUCACAGAUUUGCAGGAUACAAAGUUGGAGUUCAAUAGCCAAGAGAAUGGAGAUGUUGUGGCUGAAAAGGCCAAGAGUUCCAAACACAUGGCAUAUGAGUCAGAUUCCAGUGAAAGGCCUAAGGAAAUUCCUAUAUUUGAAGAUUCCGAUCUUCCACUGGAAGUUGAAGAUGAAAUUGUAUCAUCUUCAGUGGUGCAAAAUAACAUGGAAGAAGAUGCAGAAGAAGUUAUAAAUAAUGAAUCUUCAUCUUCCGGAAAGUGUUCGGCAUGGGUUGAGGAGAAUUCUGAUGCUCCUAAAGUACCUGACUAUUAUACAAAGGUGGCAGAAUCAAAGUUCCCGAUUAGGGUAGAUGAGUUUUUUAAUUUUUUUUAUUCGGAUGAUGCUGUUGAUUUCCUUGAAUCAUAUCAUGAAAAAUGUGGAGAUAAAGAAUUUAGGUGCAGCUCAUGGUGUCCUCAUGAAAAAUUUGGGCAUGCUCGUGAUGUGUCGUUUCAACACCCAAUUAAAAUUUAUUUUGGUGCAAAAUACGGCAGCUGUCAGGAGGUUCAGAAAUUUCGAGUUUAUAGAAACAGUCAUUUGGUUAUUGAAACCUCCCAAGAAGUCCGUGAUGUACCUUAUGGAGAUUACUUCCAUGUUGAGGGGCUCUGGGAUGUUGAGAGAGAUGGUGACGAAUCAAAAGAAGGCUGCAUUGUGAGAGUAUAUGUGAAUGUCGUAUUUUCCAAGAAAACUAUGUGGAAAGGGAAGAUAGUGCAGACUACUGUUGAAGAGGCUCGAGAUGCUUAUGUGGUUUGGAUGAAACAUGCACAUGUACUGUUGAAGCAAAAGAACCUUGAGAAAGAAGAAGCUGUCCUCAUUAUGAAUGGUCAAAUUCGUGAAGAAAGGCAAGAAAAAACCGGGGAACUUUUGGAAGGGUCACAAGGAGCAAGCGACUCAAGGAUGUCACAGAUGUUGCCAGAUUCUGAGGAUGUUAACCAACUAGUUGGUGAUCGCUUGCAUGGGAUGUCGAAUGGUGUUACUUCCCUUGCAUCUUUAUUUAGAGAAUCCAUGGUGAAAUUCUAUUUGUCUUUGAAAUCUCAAAGCCAAGUUCCACUAGUUGUAGUGAUUACACUUGUUAUGAUUCUUCUACUGAUGCAGCUAAGCAUAGUCAUGCUGCUAAGUAGACCUCAACAAGUCCAAUUGAUUCCUCAACCCGAUUACAUGAGUACCACGUGCAGUUUAAGCGAACGAAUGCCUGGAACGAUGGCCUGGGUGGAGAAGCGGAUUGACCAUCUCAAGGACGAAAUGCAUGUGAUCGAGACCUUGCUAGAAAAGAUGCGGCACGAGCACACAUUCUUGAAAGCACAACUGGAAGAUCUAGAGUACUUUAGAAGGCAACAAAGAUGAUAGGUAACUGUACAUAUGCCCAUUCUUCAUUAUGCUGAUAAAUGUUCAUUUGAUUUUCAUUUUUUUUUAUUAUUUUAAAUUCAAUUUGUAAAUCUGAAAAAUACAUUUCAAUCUGGAAGAUGAGAAAAUUGAUGUUGAGUUUGUGCUAAUCACAAUUUGUGUACAACUUUGCUGGCCUGGCCUUGCAUUUUA